Messenger RNA from Wallemia mellicola CBS 633.66, 828 nucleotides. RefSeq names its product TPR-like protein. Lineage: Eukaryota; Fungi; Basidiomycota; Wallemiomycetes; Wallemiales; Wallemiaceae. Gene Ontology annotation, biological process: protein folding in endoplasmic reticulum. Gene Ontology annotation, molecular function: protein binding. Gene Ontology annotation, cellular component: EMC complex. The transcript is spliced from 5 exons. The coding region runs from base 1 to 828 and encodes 275 amino acids. The record is from RefSeq and is a predicted model, not a curated record.
AUGAGUGCAUCAGAGAAGCUUGAGGAAUUCCGUAAGCAAGGCGUCAGAAGAUCGCAAGAGACCUACACACUUUCCAAGCAGAUUUACGGUACAAGACACGAACGUACUCUCGGUGACGAUAGAUGGGCAUUUUAUGAGCAAUACGCUAUUUCAGCGUUAGAUGUUGGUGAUCACUUAUUGGCAGAGGAACUUCUGCUACGCUUGGCUGAGAAAUUCCCACAAUCACCCCGUGUAUCUGUCCUUGAAGGAAUGCUAUUAGAAUCUAAAGGUGAAUUCCGCUUAGCUGAGCGAUUGUAUACUUCUUUAUUGGAGGAAGAUCCAACAAAUAUUGCGAUACAGAAACGUAUGAUAGUCUUGACAAAGCUGUUGCACCCGAAAGAUCCAUCGAAAGCCCUGGACAGACUGACGACAUAUUUGGAUACAUUCUACUCAGAUCCUGAAGCUUGGAUGGAACUCGCUGAUAUCUACACACAACAGCAAAGCUACCAAAGAGCACUAUUUGCAAUCGAGGAGUGUUUACUCAUGCAGCCAAUAAAUCCAUUCUUUGUUCUGAAAUACGCAGAAACUCAAUAUACAUCCGGUGACAUCCACGAAGCCUACAAAUCAUAUUUACGUGUGGUCGAACUACAAGAUAGCUUCCCUAGGGCUUGGUUAGGUUUGAAAAUGUGCUGCAAAAAGCUCCUCAAGUAUCCACGUAAUGAGCAACCAGAACACCUUCAAAGCGUUGACGUAUUAUCGACAAAGAAAACAUUAGAUGUCUACACAUCAUCAUCUAAGAAGAAAGUUGACGAAGAUUCUCGUAAAGCAGUUUUGAAAUUUGUAGAAUAA